Thermothielavioides terrestris NRRL 8126 is the source of this 1463-nucleotide messenger RNA. RefSeq lists its product as uncharacterized. NCBI's taxonomy places the organism in Eukaryota, Fungi, Ascomycota, Sordariomycetes, Sordariales, Chaetomiaceae. The coding region runs from base 376 to 1335 and encodes 319 amino acids. The record is from RefSeq and is a predicted model, not a curated record. The transcript has 2 exons.
CCUCGACCUGCCCCAAUUUUGCCGGUUCUUCCAUUUCUUCCACGUCACCGCAUUCACCGCAUUCGAGCUUCCAUGACCAACGUCUCCGCAUCCGCCUUCGCUGCCGCCAAACCGCCCGUUCUUUCCACUUCGGAUCUGCCAGCCAUGGCUGCGGCGAGUGCAUUCUAGAGGGUGGUCCGCUUGUCGUGUAUCUCUGCCCGCCAUGGGACCACCCUCCCGAGCUCUACCUCUUCGCCAGCUCGAGUAUCCCGAGUGUGCCUGCAUACCACUGCGCUGGUUUUCCGCUUCGCCUUGCCUCAUCAGGCUUGACUGAACUCGCUUCGGCCCCUACCGUGCGGUCAACUACUCCUGUAUCUCUCCCCAACAGCGCGCAAAAUGCCUGCCAGUCGCACCCGGCGGAGCGCGUCCAGGGCCGUCGGGGAGCCUUCCCUUCCGACACCCGUCCACUCGAGCCAUACGACCCCUCUCAGCUCUGCCUACCCAUCGACGUACGCUUCCGAGGCCGAAAACGACGCCGGAGAUGAGGUAUCCAUGAUCCCCAUCCAUGCGUUGACGCUCUCCGACUCGGCCGCGGCUCGCCUCGAGGGCCCGGGACCCACGAAACAACAGGCGGCUCGGAAGCCUUUCCGGUUCCUGGACCUGCCGUCGGAGCUGCGCAUCGAUAUAUACGCGUUGCACUUCGAAGAUUGCGGGCCCGUCAUUGACCUAGACUCAGAUAACCACAAGCGCAUCCACAAGAAGUUGGCCAUCCUCCGGACCUGCCGGACAAUCUACCACGAGGCCUCGCAUGUGUUCUACAGCACCCACACGUUCCGCGUGUUUCCCACGCAACCCGGGCGCUUCUUCAAGACGAAGAAGCCCCUUCUCGCGCGGCUCAACGCUCGCCAGCGUCGGUCGCUGACGUCCCUGGAGCUGCGUCUCGGUCCGGGCUGGAAUGCGCCGCCGCGUGGCUGGGUCGUCAACCAGGCCCUCGGGCUUGCCGAGUGUGUCAACGUGCGCAAACUGACCGUCUUCGUCGAGUUCGAUCCGAGCCACGGCUACUUCAAGGGCUUCCGUAAGGCCGAUGGGUUCUACGAGACCUUCUCGAGAAACCUGCUUGACGAUGUCUUGGGCGAGAUGCCUUUCCUCGACCGUGUUCAUUUCGACGCUUGGAGCAGCGUCAAGAAGGCCGGCGCCUUGAUGCAGGGGCUUUUCGAGGUUGCCCGCGCUCGGGGUAGGAAGAUCUGCUGGGGUCCGGAGAGGAACUGGACGGAUUCCGACGACGCUGACGCGCCUCCGCACGCGGAGAGUGCGAUUGUUUCUCUGGGCAGCUCGGAACAACAUCUGGUUUAUUGACCGCAGCAAGCGCGCUGGCGGCAGUUGAAGUGUAUGAUUCCUACGUAUACACUGUAUAUACGAAAUAGCUAGCCGUACUUUCUUAGUCUGACACACCGCUCAAUGCCCGAACAAUCUCUGCUGCUUCG